AUGGCAGGAGCUGAAGGAAUAUCUGUGAGCAUCUCCACAUUUAGCCUGGUUGCCAUAGCUAUCGAGCGCUACAGUGCCAUCUGUAACCCUCUGAAGUCGAGGGUGUGGCAGACCCGCUCCCAUGCCUAUCGGGUGAUCGCUGCGACCUGGGUGCUAGCCUUGGUCAUCAUGAUCCCCUAUCCAGUCAUCAGCAACUUGGACUCUUUUCAGCGUGCUGACAACACCACUGCUCACCAGUGCCGCCCCAAGUGGCCCCUCGCUACCGCGGAGCAGGCCUGGUACAUUCUGCUGCUGCUUGUGCUGUUUGCAAUCCCAGGGCUGGUGAUGAUUGUAGCCUAUGGACUGAUCUCCAGGGAACUUUACAGAGGCAUCCAGUUUGAGAUGGGCCACAAAAAAGACUCUACUGAGGAAAGAAAGGAUGUAGAAGGACGGGAGCAGAAAGAUUUUUCAAGCUGUUGGAAAAUAAGACUUGGACUUCAUAAAAAUGCGAAGGUGACCCAUGCAGAUGUGAAGAAUGGACUGACCUCUGCUGCGUCCACCGGUAGUGAUGAUGGAGAUGGUUGCUACGUUAAUGUCGUCCAGCGGCCACCCUCUAUGGAGAUGUCCACCAUGGCUACAACUGUCAGGGCAAACAAGGCCGAAAGACCACGCAGCAACACCUCUGAAGCCAAGCUGGAGGCCAAGAAGCGAGUCAUCCGCAUGCUGGUUGUCAUUGUUGUCCUUUUCUUUCUCUGCUGGAUGCCGCUGUACUGUGUCAACACCUGGAGAGCGUUCGAUGACGUCUCGGCCAAACAUGCCCUCACAGGCGCUCCCAUCGCUUUCAUCCAUUUGUUGUGCUACACUUCUGCCUGCGUCAACCCCAUUAUUUACUGCUUCAUGAACACACGUUUCCGAAAAGCUCUGCUAGCCACGUUCUCGUGCUGCGCUGCACCUUGCCAUCGCCGCCGCCGCCAUGGGCUACGGGACAACGAGGAGGACGUUAUGGCAACCGGGGCAUCCAUGUCAAAAUUUAGUUACACUACAGUCAGCACCAUGGGAACCUGCUGAGGCAGAUCGAUGAAGCCACAAUCCAGAAGAGACAGU
Molecule: messenger RNA, 1083 nt
Organism: Notothenia coriiceps (black rockcod)
Lineage: Eukaryota; Metazoa; Chordata; Actinopteri; Perciformes; Nototheniidae
Gene: cckbrb
Product: cholecystokinin B receptor b
Exons: 5
Coding region: 1-1047 (348 amino acids)
Biological process (GO): neuropeptide signaling pathway
Cellular component (GO): plasma membrane
Molecular function (GO): gastrin receptor activity; neuropeptide receptor activity
Source: RefSeq, a predicted model, not a curated record